This is a messenger RNA of Aphanomyces invadans, 1133 nucleotides long. RefSeq lists its product as hypothetical. The coding region runs from base 13 to 1098 and encodes 361 amino acids. The record is from RefSeq and is a predicted model, not a curated record. Lineage: Eukaryota; Oomycota; Saprolegniomycetes; Saprolegniales; Verrucalvaceae. The transcript is spliced from 7 exons.
GCUUGGCGAAACAUGGCGGCGACGGAAGUGGAUGAGUUGACGACGCAUGUGACGACGUUCCUACGUAUCUUGCAGAGUUCGCAGACACAAGAACUGCAUGAAUGGAAUGCGGCUGCGAUGCAUCGGGCGUGGGACUGGGCAGUGUUUGUUGCCGGGGCCGUGCGGGAUCUGGAUCAGUCACACAAGGCACGCAUGAACACUUCCUUUCGAUACAACACGGUUCCCAUGUUGUCUCGUAAGAUCGCGUUCGACAUAGUCAUACUUGAACAAGCGCCAAACGAGUUUGUCCGAGCCAUCGUGUGCAGUCCAUACCUGCUUACCCAUCCGCUUCGGGCCGACAUUGUGCAGUGCGUCGUGGGCUAUUACCCCAAGCUCUCCGACUACGAGCACAAACAACCCACGAAAGGCUCAUCAGCAUCCAGUCGUCUCUUUGCGGAUAUCGCCACUCGACUAAGCUUGAUGCAGUCAGCGCAAGGACUCAUGCGCAUCGCCACCAUUCUCGCCCAAGCGCACCCGACGACGUCCGUCGUUUUGGGCUCCAGGUCCCUUGUUAUUCCAUCAUACGAAGCAUGGAGGUCUCAGCCCGCCACCCUUCAGAUAAUGGCCUUGGCGCAUGAAUUUCAACGCCAAGCUCUUGCUCGAGAAGCCCGCAACAGUUCGGACGGCCAGGUCGAAGCGUACAUUGGUCAAGUUGAAGAGUUCUUUAACUCGAGUUGCGCGACAAGUAGCUCAUGGAGCGUGGGCAAGUCCUUGGUGGUGCAAGCGACAUUGCUGCGAUGGCCAGACGAUGCAAUCGUAACACAGCAGCGACUCUUGGGGGUUGUCCACGGAUCCGUUGCGCAGAAACCAACGAGACUUUUGGAACUGAGCCCGUGGCUGGCUGGCGAUCUCUGUCGCGUAAGGCCAUCCCUCGCCAAAGAGUACUUGCCAUGCUUGGUAGCUUACGCUGGCCCAGCGAAUACGACUGCAGAGUGGCCGCCCGUUUCAAUCGACGAACGUUUGGGAUGUUUGGUGGCGGGUAGUUCUAGCCUCACAGAGUUUUGCGAAGCGUGCCUGGCCCACUCAGGCCUUCAUGACACGCUAGCUAGCCUAGCCUAGCCAUUGUGUCAUAAUCCCAGCAGUGGAUUGUGUGU